GCAAUCCGAUGAACCCAUUAGGAAAUGCUUGUUUGUUGUGACCGCCGCCGAAAGAGCGCCGUAUCGGACCGAUUUUUUUGCAGGCCGCUGGCAGUAACUAGCUCACACCGUCGGUGUGCAACCCUCGAACCGAAAGUGGCCACCAGUGGAACUUUUGCGUGUCUUUCUGACCGGUAAUAUUACAUAACGCAGACAUGGGAGGCAAUCCAUCGAAGGCAGAACCCACGUCGAAGGGCCGGGAACCGGAUUUUACACGCUUCAAGGCGCGGGUCGACCACGUGAAGAUCGGUGGCCUCUGCCGAACGCGGGAUGACUAUGUGCAGCGAGCCGCUCGACAUCUGUUCAAUGCGCGAAACUUUCAAGAAGUUAUCAUCGAAACGGCAAACGUCAAGGACGAGCUUCUGCGCUUGGGAAUCUACAAAAAUCUCCGCAUCAAGAUCGACACCAGCAAAGGGAAAGAAGCGACAGAAUAUGGGUAUAGCGUGGCCUUCGAAGGUGACGAGUUGUCCCGCAUCACCGGUAGCGUUGGUGUCGAGGUUGGCCAAAAUGAUGGCGCUGCGACGACGGAGCUGGUAACACCGAACAUUUUCGGACGCGGCGAGAAGCUGAGCCUCAACUACAGCCACAGUUAUGUGCGCAACAGUGUGCUAAAUUUGAGGUUUACCAAACCGUAUUUACACACAUCCGUCGGUGACUACGAUCCGGAGACGUCGAUUACGUUAUUCAAAAAUUCCUCCCCUUCGCAGUGGUCCAAAUACCGGACCGAGGACACCGGAAUGCUGCUGGAUUUUUCGUUCUCGCUGCCUGCGCUCAGCUUUAGCAACAGCUUACAGUACGAGCUCGGGAUAAAGGAGCUGUUUGCGAUGGACAAGCAGACGCCCUUCUUCGUGCGCGAACACAAUGGUCCGAGGCUUGUCUCGACCUUCCGCUACAUCGGUCAGUUCGAGGGACGGGACGACAACGUGUUUCCGUCGACCGGUGCGUUCGUGAAGGGCACGAUGGAACUGAUUGGUAGUCGACUGUCGCAGACCGGCAUCGUCCGGCAGGAUGUUCACGCCGAGCUAAACGUGCCCCUGUUUCUCGGUCUGUCGGUGCAGCUCUGUGGCCGUGCCGGUCUCACGAUGUACGACCGGAAGAAGGAAACGUUGCCCAUCAACCAGCUGUUCUUCCCUGGUGGGCCACAAACGCUGCGUGGUUUCGAGAUAGCCGGUGCUUGCCCACGGCGUGAUGGCGUUGCCGCCGGUUGCCAAUCGUACUGGGCGACCGGGUUGCACCUGUGGGCCCCGCUUCCGUUCAAUCAGUACUUCGGUGGCUUCGGAAACCUCUUCCGGACGCACGCUUUCUAUAAUCUCGGCACGUGCGACACCUUCACGACCGAUAAACUUCGCAGCUCAGCCGGGGUCGGAAUCGCGUUCCGGAUGGGCCAGAAGGCACGCAUCGAGUUCAACUACUGCCAACCACUGUCCUACGAAGCGGGCGACCGUUUGGUGAAGGGUUUCCAGUUCGGCAUCGGCUACGAGUUCCUGUAGAGAGAUCUCGCCACGGGAAGAUGCGUUACGUUAGUUCACCCUCCCCGCAGUGCUUAAUAAUCCGAAACGUAUUUUUUCAAUGCAUUUGCUUUCUGUUGCCUUCCGGACGAGUCAGUAUCAUUAAGUUAUAAAUGA
Molecule: messenger RNA, 1664 nt
Organism: Anopheles bellator
Lineage: Eukaryota; Metazoa; Arthropoda; Insecta; Diptera; Culicidae
Product: SAM50-like protein CG7639
Exons: 6
Coding region: 195-1529 (444 amino acids)
Biological process (GO): mitochondrial respiratory chain complex assembly; protein insertion into mitochondrial outer membrane
Cellular component (GO): SAM complex; outer membrane
Source: RefSeq, a predicted model, not a curated record